This is a messenger RNA of Drosophila takahashii, 3186 nucleotides long. Lineage: Eukaryota; Metazoa; Arthropoda; Insecta; Diptera; Drosophilidae. The record is from RefSeq and is a predicted model, not a curated record.
AUUUUCGAGAGGCAUUUGUUUUUCGCGUUUUGUUUUCUGUGUUCCAUGUUCAAGGUCCUGAACUGCUUCUCGGAGAACUUCGAGGACAGCUCACCACUUUGACUGCAGUUCGGGUUACAUCUUGUGUGUUUCGCGUUCCGUUCCGUUAUUAUAUAUAUAUAUAUUUUUUAUUUUUAUUGUGCAAAUUGCCAGUUGACUUUCCAUCCCCAAUCCCCCACAAAUCCAUCGAGUUCCGGGGGCCCUUCGUCUGCUAGUUAGCCCACCGAACCCACGUAUCCAACGAAUCCUGCCUCCUUUUACGGUGAAGCUGCCUCGUGGUGGAUUUGUCGAGGCUUUGCCCCGCCGGGUGGAGUGCUCCAGAUCCAGUCGAAGCUGGCGAAGAAGUCCAAGUCGCAGUCCCAGCAUCCCAGCCAGCAGGAGGUUCGCAAGGACAGGGCCCGCAAAAGGGCCAAGGGGAGCGACAGGGCUAAGGAUCAGGAUAAGGAUAAGGAGCAGGAUCAGAAGCAGCCAAUGGCCAACCAACCGAAUAUUCCCGCUCACGAGCGUCGCAUCCACGAGCUGGACCAAAAUGUGGAGCGCAUGUUCGAUGUCCGCAAGCGUUUGGGCAAAGGUGCCUAUGGCAUCGUGUGGAAGGCCACCGACAAGCGGAACAAGGACACGGUGGCCUUGAAGAAGAUAUUCGAUGCCUUUCGGGAUGAAACCGAUGCCCAGCGCACCUACCGCGAGGUGAUAUUCCUGCGCGCCUUUCGUCACCAUCCCAAUAUCAUCCGCCUGAUGGAUGUCUUCAAAGCUGGCAACAAUUUGGACUUUUAUUUGGUGUUCGAGUUCAUGGAGAGCGACCUGCACAACGUGAUAAAGAAGGGCGAUGUCCUCAAGGACAUUCACAAGCGCUUCGUCAUGUACCAGCUGAUCAAUGCCAUCAAGUACAUGCACUCGGGCAAUGUCAUCCACAGGGACCUGAAGCCCAGUAACAUACUGAUAGACAGUAAAUGCAGACUCAAGGUGGCUGAUUUCGGUUUGGCCCGCACACUUUCCACCAAAAGAAAAGCGGAAUUUGAUGAUAUGGACCACGAGGGCAUGCUGACGGAUUAUGUGGCCACCCGUUGGUAUCGGGCUCCCGAAAUUCUGGUGGCCAGUCGCAAUUAUACCAAAGGCAUUGAUAUGUGGGGUCUGGGCUGCAUUCUGGGCGAGAUGAUAAGACAGAAGCCGCUCUUCCAAGGCACCAGCACUGUGAAUCAGAUAGAGAAAAUCGUGUUGGCCCUGCCGGAUGUGACCCAGCGUGACAUCGAUUCGAUCGGAGCCAGCUUCGGCACAGUGCUGCUGAGCAAGAAGAUCCAUCGCGAUCGCCGGCACUCGCUGGACGAGAUGCUGAGGAACUGCUGCGACGACGCCAUAUCGCUGGUCAAGUCCCUGCUGGUCCUGAAUCCCCACGGCCGUCUGACGGCCAAGGCGGCCAUCCAGCAUCCGUAUGUGAGUCGCUUCCGCACGGCCUCCGCGGACAUGGAGCUCCGGGUGGACAUCCAUCCGCCGCUGAAGGACGACGUGCGGUAUGGAGUGGACCAGUACCGGAGCAACCUGUACGACAUGAUUGGCCGCGAGUCGAGGGGCAGUGCCCGCACCGUGAGCAAUGCCACGCCCUCCAGCAAUCGGGAGAUCUCCUCGACGACGACGACGAAGCCCCAGCGAGUGGUGUCGCGAACCAGGACAUUGAGUGCCAGCCAGACGGACAAGAAGCUGGAGCUGCAUCCUCCUCCUCAGCCUCCGCAGGAGGUGGUGAGCACCCUGAGCCGCAGGAUCCCCGAACAGAAGAAGCCAACGACCCUCCAGAAGCCUCGUCCGCCGUCCAAGGAUGUCGUCCUGCCGGUGAAUCCUCCGGCUCCCGCAGGUAAAUCCGCUAGGAAUUUGGCCAAGUGCCGGCACAACCGGGUGGUGCUCCAAAGGGAACUGGCUGCCGUGAAGAAGAGUAGCAUCACUAGCACCACCACCUGGCAGUCGCAGGUCCAAGCGCAGGGCAAGUUCCAUGCGGAGGCCAAGGCCCAUGUGCAGGCGCUGCUCCAGUCGCAGAUGCCCCUGCCCUCCGCCGCCGCUGGAUCCCCACCGGAGAUCCAGGAGGUCACGACCCUGCGCAGGAAUCGAUCCCUGCGAACGAAAACCACCAAGGAGAUAAAGUCAAGAGAUAAAUCCUCCCAAUCCAAGGGGGAGAGGGAUCCCCCAGCCGAGGAGCGACGAAUCCUGGAGGAGCGGCGGAAUCUGCAGCGCCGGCGGAUGGCCGACAAUCUCCGGCUGAUGGAGGAGGAGCGCGAGCAGCUGGAGGAGAUGCGGGAGCAGGAGGCGGCGGCCAAAGCCUUCAGUGAGAUAGCCCGCAAGGUAAAGAAGCUCACCCAGAACAGCCAGACGAAGAAGAAGAGGGAGAAGGAUAAGAAGGAGCGGGAAAAGCAGGAGGAAAAGGAGGAAAAGCAGGAGGAGGAGCAGGAGGAUAUCUUCUGCUAUCGCCAGCGGAUCAACCACCUGGAGGAGGAGAUGGCCAAGUGCAAGGAGCAGCUGGUGAACUUCGUGCAAGACCAUCAGGAUCUCCUUACCCAGGAACGCCUGCGCUAUCACAUCAAGAAGCUGCAGCCGCGGAAAGAUCGGGAUGAAGAUCAGGAGAAGGAUCAGGAGGAGAAUCAGGAGGAGCUCUUCCGCCGGGAGCAGGAAAGGCAGCGCCACCGGCAGCUCCAGGAGUUCCUCAACCGCGACGACACCAACGAGUUCGACCUGCCCGAUCUGGCCAAUGUGUAUCGGGCCAGCUGCUUCCGCUCCUUCAACCUGCAGACGCCUCCGCCGGUGGCCGCCAGUGGCUCCUGCUCCUCCUCGUCGCCGGCCAGCGGGAGGCGGGAAUCGGGGGAAUCGGAGCAGGACUACCUGUUCACCAGCUACUUUCCCAACUACAGGCAGGAGCAGAAGGAGCGGGAGGAGCGGGAGGAUCUGCAGGAGCAGCGCAAGCGGCAGGAGCGGAUGAAGGCCCAGCUGAAGGCCUGCCAGAAGCAGCACGACGGCUUGGGACUCCACCACACCGUUCACCACCAGCGUCAUCAUCAUCUCCGCCAGGCAGCCGGCGGAGGAGGAGGAGGAGGUCCUCGCUACGAUCCCAUGCGACUGAGGCACCACGACAUCCAGGAGGCCAAGUUCUCCCAGGGAGUCAACUAA